AUGGCCCUUGGCAUAAAGAGCAAUGUAGAAAUGAAGCAAUGGGAAAAGCUACGCCGCGUCUCCUCGCGGAGUCCGGGUUCACCCUGGCGCUCCGAGCCCGCGCUGCCCUCCGCCGCCGCUUCGCCUCUAACCAAACCAACUCGCUCCAACUUUCCGCUCCCGGGCUCCAGCAGGGGCGCCCUCUGGGCCACCGACUGCGGCGAGCAGGAGCGACCCUGGCCCCGGGACCCCAGAGCUGCGCGCCCAGCUUCGGGCCGAGCAGACGCGCCCGCUACCCCCGGCCUCCCGAGCUCGCAGCACCGCGGUCUCCAAGCUCCGCCCGGCGCUGCGCCGCGCCCGCCCUUGGCUGCUAGCCUCUGGGACCCGCGUCUCCGGACACCAAGCCCUCUCAACUCCCACCCUCUCCACCCCUGGGGCAGCUCACACGAGCCCCGGAGAGAAAGCGCUGCCCGGGUCUCCCCAUUACACCGGCCGCCGAGGGUCUGCACCACCACCAGCCGCCCUAAUUCACGCUCAUUCAUAUUCAUCCUCGUUCUCAUUCUCUCUCUUCCUCUGCCUCUCUCUCCAAAGACUCCUAACAAGACAGGCCGGGCCUCCUCGGUGGCACUCCCUUUCAUUCAUCGCCUCCCACCACACGCACACGCACACACAGGCGGACACACACACACACACACACACACACACACACACACCCCAACCCAGACAGCCCACUCCACUUUUCAGACGCCCACCUCCUCCAUACUCCCCUCCCCUAAACAGACUUCCACCCACUCACCAUCUGUAGCCUCCCUUCCGCCCCCCGCCCCGCCCGCCCGGCUCCCUCUCCCCAAGAAGCAGACCUGCACAGUGGGAGGCAGGGACCCCGCCAGACGCUCGGGUCGAGCGCGCCGGACUGACCUCUGCCCGCCCGGGAAACUAACAAAGGCGGUGCGCUCGCCCGGACCCCGAGAGCCGCGAGCGGCGGCCGCGCGGCGGGGCGAGCCUGGGCCGGGCCGGGCGAGAGCCGGGCGGGGGCCGCUCCGGAGCGGGGAGCAGCGGCGCCGGAGGACGCGGAUCGCUCCCCGCGCGCGCCGCUCGGACGCCGCCGGCACCAUGGGCUGCUGCACCGGGCGCUGCUCGCUCAUCUGCCUCUGCGCGCUGCAGCUGCUCUCAGCGUUAGAGAGGCAAAUCUUUGACUUCCUUGGCUUCCAGUGGGCACCAAUUCUUGGAAAUUUUCUACAUAUAAUAGUCGUCAUAUUGGGUUUGUUUGGAACCAUUCAGUACAGACCUCGAUAUAUCGUGGUGUACACAGUAUGGACUGCCCUCUGGGUCACCUGGAAUGUGUUCAUUAUCUGCUUUUAUUUGGAAGUAGGUGGGCUCUCUAAGGAUACAGAUCUGAUGACAUUCAACAUUUCUGUGCACCGGUCGUGGUGGCGGGAACACGGGCCUGGCUGUGUCCGAAGAGUGCUUCCUCCGUCCGCCCACGGCAUGAUGGAUGAUUACACGUACGUCUCUGUCACAGGCUGCAUUGUGGACUUCCAGUACCUAGAGGUCAUCCACAGCGCUGUCCAGAUACUACUCUCUUUGGUUGGUUUUGUGUAUGCCUGUUAUGUGAUCAGUAUUUUCAUGGAAGAAGAGGACACCUUUGAUUUCAUAGGUGGACUUGAUGCACGCUCCUACUACCAGGAUCAUGUUGAGUUAAAGCCUGUUAACCUGUCGAAAUAAGUAAUGACACUGACUCUGAAACACGGCUGCUGAACUUGAGUUAGGAAGCAAAGCACCACUGAGAGCACCUCUCUGCAUUGGCACGUCUCACUUCCUCCCAGAGGACGGACCGCGCCUCCCUACUUCCCCAGGAAUCCCGGAGUUCUUGGGUCACAGCCUAUGUAUUAUUAGCAUUGUUCACUAGAUGAGUUGUAGGUGACUGGGUGGGUAUUUUUUUAAGUCAUUUUCUUCUUAUAUGAAUACUUGUAAAUUAUUUUAAAAAUUGGUCUUUCAUUUUUUAACAAUAUUUACUGUGAGGCAUGCAAAACAAAAACACUUUGUGAAAACCUUCUACAGUCAAUUCUAAGAGAAACACUGGUUUUUGUAUUGAGGUGUUAAGUCGGUGUUGCUGAUGACCUGAGUUAUCCUAUGCCUGAUGGAGUUUACAUUAACAGACAUUACCGGGGGCUACUCAAUAUGAAGUUAGAUGCUGUGACAGCUGAUAAAUGGGUGCAAACAGUGGAUCCGGCCUUCAGACUGACCAUGGGUCAUUUUUUCAACACCAUAAGACAAAACAUGAAGUCCUCCUUUGUUCUCAACUUUCCAAAAUGCAGAACACCAUCACGUCAAUCUAAAUUCUCAGAUUCAUGCAUAUUAUCUUGUUCUUCCUGUAUUCUGAAAAGAACGUAUCAUGGGGAGUAUAGAAGAGUAUGAUUAGUAGAAUACCUUUCCCCUUUGGAGGUUAUAUGGGUAUCUCUGAUCUUCAUAUUUUCUACUCUUUAUCCCGGUUCUGACAUUGGUGUCAGACCUAAACAUACAGCUUGUGGAGUUGUGGAACAGAAAUCACAACCAUAAAUCUGCAAUCAGGAAUAUUGCUCUUAAGAUAUUCAAAAGGAGCAUUAAAAUGGUAUGGAAUUCUCUAUAAAUGCUCCUAAAAAACAUAUUUAUACUUGCUCUACAUCAAUUUUUCUUUUUCUUACCCCAUCCCAAUAACCAAGAAAGUAAUAUGGGAAACAUCACUUUCCAGGGAAAGAAGGACUGUUUUGAAAACACAUCAUAGCUUUUUCCUUUCAUAUCUUUCAAUGACUAUUUCCCAUAUCAAAAUAAGUUUUGCUCACUUUGGAUAGCAACCAAGGUGAGGCCCCCUAUAGACCACAAAAUUGUGUACAUGUGUACACAAUCCGGAAGUUGUUAACUUGGCCCAUACGUCUCUAACAAGUCAGUCUAUAAACUAUUUAAAAUCGUGAGCAAAUUUUUAUGUGGGUAUAGAGGUUCCUUUUUUCUUGUUUUUUUGUUUGUUUGUUUGUUUGUUUGGAGUCCGUAUAUUUUUAUGAGACUCUGUUAAGAAUCAGAACUAAUACAACAAAGUGCCCUGGUUGCUCCCAUCUCAUGCCAACCACUGUGGGCAUUCCAGAAGCCCAUUUUAGUCACUAGCCUUUGGAUUGUGCCCCAUCAGUCAGGUGACACACAUUUAAUCCCAUCAUGUUUCAUUCUACUAAAUGAACCUGAAUGCAAAAUGACGAGGAGCUCACAGGGACCCAGGAGAUGGUCAAAUCCAAACCACCCCUUCACAGUUCAGGGAUCCGAAGCAUAGGGGAUUUGGUGGCCUUGUCCUGAGUCCUGCAUGUACACACAGGGGCAAGAGUCAUGGGAGGGGGUGGGACCUUUGGAGGGCAAAUGGGAGGGUUUGGACCCAGCACUGUGGCCUUGGAUAGUGUUGGACACCGUUGCCCUGGAACUUUCCUCAUCUGGGAGGUAGAACUAUAAUCCCUACCUCCCAAUGAAGAGGUGAGAAUCAGAUGACAUAUAAAAAAUAUCCCAGACACUGUGAAGUGCUCCACAACUGAAAAAGGCAGUUAUGAUUGUAGUGUCAGCACAAGUGGGACCCUGUCUGGAGCUCUCGCCAUACAGCCAAGUGCUGUGAAAAGCCCAUGGAAACAUCAAACUCUUCUAAGUUUUCUAAAAAGCAGCUGGAAAAAAUUGCCAUGUUAAAGCAAUUAGAAAUAGUGAAGACUGAAAGUUGCAUUUCCUAAUUAAAAAAAUAACUUUUGUUUAUUUCAAGACUAAUACAUAUUAUUACUAUGGGUAAAGCUAAUAAAAAUAUCAAAAAUGUAGAAAGUCAGUAAGACAGAAGAAUAAAAUUAAUAUGUGAGUAUUUUAAACAGUCAUUGCAUUAGCCUCUCACACGUGCACAAACAAAACAUAGUUAACAUUUCACAAAACGGCACCAUACUAACUUUUGUUGUGUUCUAUCUUCAUGUAAAUGUGUACAUACUGGUAAGAUGCACGGGAGAGUCCUAGAUCUUGUCUAACUGAUUUGAGGAAGAAAUCCUUACAUUAGUGAUUUUUUUCUAUGGAUUUCCAAUAUAGGCAACUACUUAAUAUGGUAUCCCAGCAAUCCAUAAUGAUAAUUCUAAAGUUCCGGAGACCUGACCUCUCAUCAGAGACAAGUUAGAUCGAUCUCCUCUCCUUCUCACUUUUCUUCUCCCUACUUCUCCUGUCCUGGCUACUACUUAGAGAUUCUGCUUCCCGUGACAAAGGGAUGAAAAGAAGUGCUGAGCUUUGCGGUGACCCUCAACAGUCACCCUUGAUCCGGGUCUUUCCACACAGUGGUGUCACGGCCGCUGCUUCUGAGGAGUGAGCGCGUCGGGUUCUUGCAGGUUUUGCCUCCUGUUUGGGGGAAGCCAUCCAGCACUGUGCAUUAUGUAGUGGGGCUUGAAAGCCCCACACAUGUUCAUGAUGUCUACAGUCUUGCCAAAGCUUGGCUUCUCCAUGUGCAGCGGGUGCCUGGUCAGAGUGAGAGAAAAUGAAUGUGUGUCCAAGCCUGCCCUCAUCUGCCAGAACCCCAGCAUCCUGAACGAUGGUGCAGCUCCAGGUUCAAGUGCCCUCCUCAGAAGUGGUCCUGGGAAAAAGUGAAGAUGGGACAUCCACUGCCCGUUAGCCCCUAGUGCUGACUGGAAUGUACAAGGGGAUACAGUGUACACCUUGGUACUGUGUCCUGUAAAAUCUUGGUGAGCACUGCCCCAGGCUGUGUCUUCUAUCCUGUGUGGAUGACUUAUCCUUUCUGAAGUUUCUUCUGCUAGCAAUGUGUGGAGGCACAGACAGCUGGGAUAGUUUGCAGUUUACCUUAUAUUAACUUCAGCUUCCAGUCAUAGCUCAUGACUGCAAAAGCUGAGCAGGGAGCUAUGGCUCCGCUGCUCAACUGGGCUAUAUGCAGCCCGGUUGAUGGGCUGUUGGAGCAUUGCCAGGAGACAGGCUACAUCUUGGGGUGUGGAAUGGCCUACCAUCAAGGAAACCUCAAACAUUUCCUAGGAAAAGCUCUAAGCUAAUACAUGCCCAGGUAUCUUAAGACUUUCACCUCCCUGGGGCACCUGGGCAGCUCAGUCAGUUAAGUGUCUGACUUUGGCUCAGGUCAUUCUCUCACGGUUCAUGAGUUCGAGCCCUGCAUCGGGCUUUGUGCUGACAGCUUGGAGCCGGGAGCCUGCUUUGGAUUCUGUGUCUCCCUCUCUCUCUCUCUGCCCCUCCCCUGCUCAAAUUUUGUCUCUCUCUCCCUUUCUCAAAAAUAAAUAAACAUUAAGACUUUCACCUGCCAUAUAACAUGAGGGUAUGUGUCCCUGAAACAAAAACAUAGGUUCAUACCACUCAAAAACUGACAGGCUUUUGACUUACUUGUUUGAAGAUAACUUGACAUCUUGCCCUACCAAAAUAUUGACUUCUUUCUUUUUUUUUUUCCCCUUCAGAAAAAUAAGCCCUGCUAUUUCCCAUAGACCUAAAUAAGGAAGGUAGCCAGCUUCAGGAGGCUGGAUCUAACAAAAUAUAGCCGGGCUGCCGUUUGUCUCAAUGAAUGGGACGCUCAUGAUUGAGAGGAAUUUGUGUUUAGUGGAACCAGCUCAAAUGUGUGUUGCAAAGCUGAGGAAAACCAUCUUGACUCUGCUAAAAUGAGAAGCAAAUAAAAACCAAAAUUGCUCUUUUCAAUCUUUGCAAAUUAGAAGGGAAUCUUGCCAAAAAUAAACAGAUCUUCAUUUGAGACCUGAUGUAAAAAUUUAUACUCUCCCAAAAUGUGGAUUCACUAUGGAGUGAAUAUUCUGGCUUAUCAUUUCUGAGUUACUUUAGUAUGUAACUAGGAGAACUUUUAUAGUUGAUUGGAAUUCAAAUGUUCUACCUUGACAUUUUAGCUCAAGGUAGUAGCUCCUUUCAGGGGAUAACUGAAUUAAGUAGGAAAAAAUACAAAUAAUUGAUCUUUUUAAACUUAGAAACCUUGAACAUCCAUUUUUCUUGUUUCCUUCCCAUUUAAGAGUCAUCUGCAACCUUUGCUGAAUAGGUUUGUGAAAGUGUCCAUGAACCCUGUUCAAAUAUUCAUGAUAAAUGGACCCACCACCUAAGGAUGUUAUGUCUAAAGAAAUCACUGCUCAUAUAACUGCAUAGUGUGCAAUGAAGAAGGGGAACAGGUAUAUUUUAAUUAUUAGAACAAUAUAUCUAUUAAUAAAAAUUUUUCCAGAAAACAAAAUUCUCAAAAAUUUCAAAAUUUGUGGGUAGCAUCCCUCUUAUCAUCCUAAAGAAUCUUAAGCUUAGUAUCUUUGAGAGCUAAGAGGAGAAAAGCCAUUUCUAGAAGGUGGAUAAGCUUUCCUAGGAAUCAAUAUUUCUAGAAAAAUUUAGGGUCAGAUGAAAAAUGAAUCAUCUUCCUUGGACUUGAAAGCAUAUAAAAGGCAAGAAUCAUGUUAAAUGCUAAACCUUAAAAAAAUAUAUAAGAUACUCAAAGAAUCCAAAAUAUGCUCUGGUUUAAACUUGAGAGCUAAAUUAAGAAAAAAGAAGGAAAAGAAAUAAGGCAGGAAAGAGAAAAGGGAUGGAGGAAAGGGGAAGAGAAAGAAAGGGACAUAGAAAGGAAAGAAGGAAGAUCCAAAAUUGAAAGUCUACUUAAUUUGGGUUCGGACAGGUCAGUCUUUCACUCAAAGUUGUUGUACUUGUUUCCUUGAGUGACUAACAACAGUGAACCUUUUCCAUUUAGGAAAUGCUUUUUCUUUCCUCUCCAGUUAGGUUUCGUUUUGGUUUUUUGUUUUGUUUUGUUUUUUUUAUAAAACACUUUGAAGAAACCAAUGAUCUAUCUAGUUAUUCUCAUAGAACUAGGUUUGGCAGACAACUUUGUCAGUCUGUAUUAGUUAGGAUUAGGUUUACCUACAAGUGACAGAAAGAAAGAAAGAUAGAAAGAAGAAAGAAGGAAAGAGAGAAAGAAAGAAAGAAAGAAAAGAAGAAAGAAAGAAAGAAAGAAAGAAAGAAAGAAAGAAAGAAAGAAAGAAAGAAAAAGAAAAAGACAAUGGCUUAAACAGGAUAGAGCUCUAUGCCUCUUUAUAUUUCAAAACUCUGGAAAUCAUCAGCAAAGAGCUGGACUCGGAUUCCCUGGAGACAAGGACCUAGGUUCAUUCUCAUGACUUCAUUAUGUGUCCUGCCAUUCUCAAGGCAUAACAUGACUCAAGAUGGCUGUGAAAGGUCCAGCCAUUGCUUUUUUAUUCCAACCAAAACUGAGGAAAAAGGAACAGAGAAUGGUGCUUCUUUCAUUUAAGGACCUGUCUCAGAAGUUGCACAUACGACUUCUGCUUACAUCCUAUUGGUCAAGUUUUGACUAAUGUUAGCUUCAAGGAAAAUUUUGACUAAAUUUAACUGCAAGGAAAAGUUGGGAAUUAUCUUUAUUCUUCAUAGCCUUGUGCCCACCUAAAAAAUAGGGGCUUCUUUCUUAUUAAGAAAAGGAAAUGUGUACUGAAGAAUGCUUAGCAAUCUGCCACACAGUUCAAACUAGUUCUCAUAACUUUUUGGAAUAACGUUUUCAUUUACUUUAAUUAUAAUAGAUACUUGAAAAAAUACGUACAUUCUUGAAUACUGUGAGAAAUUAAUCACUAGCUCUGUGAAAUGAGAAUUUCUACCUCAUCUUUCUGCCUUUCUUUCUAGAAAGAAAAAAUAAAUCUAGGACUCAAGAUCCUUCUAAGUUUUCCAUAAUUCUGCAGGGUAUAUUUUAGCUUUCCUUUUCUGGAAACUGAAUUUAAUACUUAGGAGCCAAUCUAAUGUUUUGCUUGGUCCUCACCAUUGUGCUAUGAAAAUAAGUCUUUUCUUCUAUGGUCGUAAAUCUUCAACUAUUUUAUUUUAGCAGCAUCUUUUCUUCUCAAUUGAUUAGUAGUGUCUUUAUUUUCUUUUUUAUUCAAUUUGACAAAUAUGUAUGGACAUUGAUGCUUAAAAAGGCAAGGCGGGAUAUAUAGUGAAAAGCAAACAAUCCUUCCUUUUUUGUUGUUUUCUCUCAGUAGAAGUUUGGCCUGUGUUUCCCUUCAUCUGUUUAUCAAAAACAUAUUGGCCAGAGUGGAAUGAGUGUUUUAAACUCCUUCAUAGUCUGUUUCUGUAAGAAGAAAAUACAACUGAAGGAAAUCACCAAAAUAUUGCCAUUACAUUUUAUCAUACAUCCUUCCCAGGCUGGGGUUGGGGGUGGGAGAGAGACAGAGACAAAGAAAACAGAAGCAGGAAAAUCUUACAAAUAUACUUACUAAACAAUGUCCUAUGAAGCGAUUUCAAUCCCUGAAAAGUGUUGGUUAUAUCCUCCUAAUACUCAGUGCCUGCAAAUAUGGCGGCUGUCACUAAUGAUGGAGAUAAGAUUGGUUGACUUAUUCAUGUCAUAGACACACUUCUACCCACAAACUUCAACACUCAAGUCUACCUUUUCUAAACAAUCGCGUUGCUAAAAUGUGCCACAUGACCCAUGUCCCUUAACAAAGAGCAGAAGAUUAUUUUAAGAGAUAAAAGUUGAAAAAAAAAUAAGAUGCCUAGAGCAAGAAGCAAGAUGCCUUGUGCAGGAUCAAGUUGUAGAACUGAAAGCACCUCAGUGAUUCUUUUGUUCAGUUUACAGACGAGGAGACAGGCUGGUAGCUGCAGUGGCUUCUCCCAUGUGCCAUUGGGUCUGUUAUACAACUCUAAGCCUACCAUCUUUCCUCUAUCAUUGGUGGCCGGUCACCAGCUGUCACAAGUCCUGACUAACUAGGCUUUGGCUGUUGAUUGCAGUCUGAUGGUUUUUCACCUUGUCUUCAAGGCUCAGGACAGCUGAGGAAGACGCCUACUGUUGGCUCCUCCCCUUCCCCCUUCCCUGUGCUUGGAUCUGAGCAUCAGAAAGUCCCCUUCCAAUGGGCUUUCAGCCUGCCAUUUUGUCUUCUCAGGACAAACAAGAAAUCCCAGACCUCAGGUCCCUGCUCAUUGCUUCCCCGAAGACAUAACAGCUCAGUCCUGCCUGCCUUCUUCUUUCUUUACUUAUGAUGGCUUGAACAUGAUUCCCUCUGACCUUAUCAAACCUUCUCAUGAUUCUUUGUCAACCAGCAGAACUACUGGAUGUCAGUGUCUUUUAAAGACUUUAGUUCAUGAAGAAGCAAUUUUGCAAAUAAUUGCAUGAAAUCGCUUUUUAACUGCCUCACAUAGUUUCACUUCUUGUAAGCCUCUUUUUUCAAAGGGAAUUGUUCUCUUCCCCUUCUGGCUUCUUAAAUCUAUCUGAAACCUAAAAUAUCGGUCAUUGAAUGCAGUUGUACAAAAUAGUUUACUUGGAUCGCCUAUGUCCUGUGAAACCAAAAAGCCUAAUCGUUGUGAUUAUUCCUGUCGCAUUCAGAUAAUGACAAUACAAAGAGAGCAUUGCAAGUGUGAAUGUUAAUCAGCUUUCCCAUUGCUUCACCAGAACUUACCUUGUGCUGUGCAACCUUCUCUUUGCACUCUCUAGGGUUUUUAUUGUCAUAACCUGUCACAUUUAACCCACUUAUUCAAGUAUUUAGGUUCUUCUACGGCUUUUCACUUUUGCCAUCAUUUUAAUAGGAAAAAGAGUUUCCUGUGCAAGAGAUUUUUAGGCAAAAUAUAAUAUACAGAGCACCAAGUUCAAUAACUUUAGAGAAUGAAAUUUGGGACAAUUCAUGUGGCAUACCUUGUUUUUAUAGGCCAAGCAAAGCGCAUUAAUUCCAUUCUAUUUAUUGUUUUAAACCACUUGUUUAGUGUGGUGGAUUUUUUAAAAAAUCAAUUGAUCGAUCUUUGGUGUUUUUUUUUUUUAAGAUCACAGAGGAAGCCUAUUGAUUAUGGAACUCAAAUAUCUAAAGUUCACUCAGAAAUCUAAAUUGCUUGGCCUUUUGUGAAGUUUUUUUGUGCUCCGAGGCCUGCAAAGCUUUGCUCUAAAGUCUCUGAGCUUGAAUCACAUGGGUCCCAUUAAUCUCUGUCAAGAAGGAAGUUUGAGGGGAGGGUCGGAAGGCCAACUCCAGAUCCUGUUUUAUUCUUUCCUCAUUUGUUUCAGGGCCCACGGCCAUCAACCCUCCCUAAUUUUAUUUUGCCUGAGCUUCCCAUUUCCAUAGCUAUAAAUAUGGGGCCGCAUGAUACUUGCUACCUCUUAAAAAAAUGGAGAGUUUUCAUUGAAGUUUCCCUGCAAAUCUAAGAUGUCACCUAUAGAUGUUAGCAGCACAGAGUAUUAUUAGCAUCAGUGGUAACUGUAGUAAGACUAUGUCUCAUUUUCUUUUAAAGACAUAGGUAUAUCAAUUUCAUCCUGUCUGACUCAAAGGGAAUUUGGGUGCUAACACUUCAAAAUACUUUUAAGUCCUUAGGGAGAGAAUCCAAAGUGAAAAGUAUUAAUUUCUGAUUCAGUUCCUAAAGCAAAAUGCCUGCCUCAGAAUAACGAAGUUAUUUCUUAUCCUGUGGCAGAAAUGUACAGGUGAGAACUCCCACUGAGACCUUCCGAUCUGAAAACACUAAGGAAUUUCUGCCAUUGUAGCUAAAAAGACAGAAAAAAAAACCUGUCUUCUCACUUGUUCUUACCUUUCAAUUUUUUUCUGAGACUGUCUUUAUGUGACAAGAGCUCAGCUACCUGGCAACCUCGUCUAUCCACAGCAGAACAGAGAACCAAGAGACAAAUGACAAAGUCUCUGACUAUCCCAGGAAAUUUCAUGAAAUCCACACUCUGAAACUCCUGAGUUUUUUUCCAUAGAAAACCUCUUCAACCCUUUAUUUAAAUCCUAAUUACUCUUAACUUAUACACAAUUCUAAUUACCUUCCUGGCCUAGUUUUCAAUCACAUGACAGAUCACAAGCAGAAAAUUAGAAAGGGAGCUAUGCAUAAAAUAAGCAGAAAUACUGAUAGUAAUGUAACAUUCUCUAAAGGGACAGAGACAGAACACUAAUAUAAAAAUCUAUAGCACAGUUGUCUGGGGACAUCUUAGGUGAGAAUGAAUACACUUCGCGGAGUCUGUGGGCAACAUUGCACUGUUUCAGGGAACGGCAUUUUAUUCAUACAAUGAGUCCAGAUUAUCAAUAAAAAUAUUUAUUGGGAAUUAGGAAUGGGAACCCCUUACUCAAGGUACUUACCUUUCAUCCGUCCUAAAAUUAUAUUAUUCAUUUUUAUUUAUGUAAGACAUUUUACUGUCAUCUGGAAAAUUUCUCAGAUAAUCGUAUGGAUCUUCAAUAUCUAUUAUUUGAAUGGGAACCCUUUAAAUGUGGCAUUGCUGUGCCCUUCAUAACCUGCACGUUUUAUGUUGGUCUUACAGUCAAUGCAGUCUUUUCUGAAAAAUAGGUAUGUAAAUUUCACCGUGGAAAACUCACACUCCAACUGGUUACUCGGAGUAUCCAAGUGGAUGCUUAGGCAUUUAAAAGGUUAAAGUGUCUCUUACACCAAAGACAUUCCCUGAAUGUCCUGAGUGGAAGCCACACCCUGGUGAGAAGACAUCUCUGGAAAAAAUGAAUACAUUUUCAGGAGUGUGGGCCUUGGUAUUCGUUCUCUGGAAUUUUCCCCUUUGAUAAAUUUUCCUCUGCCUUCCAGUUGCCAAAUUAUCUCUUCUGGUAGAAUGCCUUGAUUUUUUUCAUUUGCAGAGAUCUCAAAGUCCUAGGCUAUUUUUCAGAGAAAGGAAGCCUUUGAAGACAUCAUGAAUGUGCACACUUUCCCCAAGGGAAGUAGUUCUCCUGCCCACAUUCACCAAAACCUCCUUCGUGGUGCCUAUUCAGUACUCCAUAAUAGGAAAUCUCUUCUCUGUUGAUAGUGGCAGCUUGUAUCAAACUGGGAUGUAUCGUUUCUUCUUCACUCGUGGAUGAUUCUGAUUUGCUCUUUGGGGUGUAAAACCGACCGUACCCGGAAGAUACUAUCGGUCUCAAAGUUUCUCUGAAAGUGGGGGCCAUAGUAGCAUUUGCUACACCAGCUGCAUAGCCGAGACAGGAUCAGAUGACCUCCACACCAUGCACCAGUAUCCACUAGUAUGCCAUCUCGAUGGCAACCUAGAACUGUUGCUUCUUUCUUUCAAAUCACCCCUGCUGUACGCCUUCUAUGUGUGAGGUACGCAGGCACUAGCUAUAUUCAGCAAAAUCGUAACAGAGUUUUCCUGCAAGGAGCUUACAAUCCAGUUGUCAAGAGGAGUAUUAACCUGCGCUAAUGUCUGCCAGCACCCUGCAGAGCCGGGCCCUAAUGGGAGAUGCUGGGACUUUCCUUCCUCUGAAUCGAGAGUCCCAGCAAUCUCAAGAGAGAGGAGAGCCCAUGCACAACCCUCCGCCCCCUUCCCUGUGAUUCAACAAACAUUUAGGGAGCAUCUACUUGGUGCGAAAAGCUGGGGAGUGACCAAAACAAAUCAAAUACACAUCUUUGCCUUGAGGAGUUUACAAAAACAGUCCCAGUAGCUUUCAGGUGGUCUGUAAAUUGCCUUCCUUGGGUUCAGUUCUGGAAACGACACCUGUGCACUCCAUGAUCUUGAAGUCACUAGGCCAUAGACAGCCCAUUCAUUUGGGCAAAGUACAUGCCACAUUUUUUUGUUUGAUUUUAUGAAAAAGCGCAUUGACAAAAUGAGCCCAGUAUUGCUGAAUAACAAACCCCAGAAUGCAGUCACUCAUUGCAAACAAACCAAUGCAAAUCUGGAGGACCUCUGAAUUUGCAUUAAACGUAGCCAGUCUACAGCUUCUAACAGUCAGAAGCAAUCACGGCCACUGCUUGCUAAAGUGAUAUCAACAGACGUCUGCUUGUUCUAUCUGUGGUGAUCUGAGAGUGCUGCCCUAGGGCCUUGCUGGAUGGGUCAGUGUUUACAUAAAAACCAGAGCAGACAGGUACGGGAACUCACCGAAAAAGAGCAAAAGCAAUGCUAAACGCAGUCCCCAGGCCACCGUGGCAUAAUAUGGGAGACUACGCAACACAUAAUUCUUUAAUAUUGUUUCUAACAAACUGGAUGUUGUUAUUAUUUUCCUGCAACAACUGCUACUGCUAUUAUUAUUGAGGGCAGGAUAACAGUAUUUAAUUGGGGAGAAUGACUUUCUUUGUUGCUGUGACCACUGGUAAGAAAGUUAGUUUGCUCUCACAUUUGUAAUGGCAACACUGCCAUCUCGUGGAAAAUAUUGGAAGUACCUAAAGCAUUUCCUUUUUAUUUCCAAGGCGAGGAUCUGCUGGUUAAGAAAACAGGAAAACAAGGAUAUUGCACCUCCUAUUUCUACCUAUUUUUAACUUUUAACAUUUUUACCAGCAGAAGUCAUUUAAAAAGAAAGUUUCAGUCUUGAGCAAUUCUUAAAUCGCUUGCCAACCUAGAUGUGUCUCAAUCUCGACACUGCAAGUUCAUGUAGAACUCUUGAACGAUAUUUUGUACCGAUAGGAAUUUCUACUGCCCCCUAACACUGUGUAGUGACUUCACUGUAUAUUAACUUCUUUUCUACAGAUUUUUGAGCUACCAGGUGAAUUAAUUGAAAAAGUCGAAUCCUGUUAGGCACCACCUUAGAUGAUGCUGGUAGCCUGUGAAAAAUGAAUGUCUUUUUUCUUAUAUAAACCGGUAACAAGACUUGUUUUCACAAUUCCUUUUUACAUUUUUGUGCAUAUAAUACCUGUAUAUUAUACUCAUAUUCUAAAGUGACCAGAAAGUGUUAUUUAAUAGAAACUACAUACAUUUUUUAUGUCUCUAUAGACGCUUUGAUUCUGGGUACAUUUACAAUAAGUUAGCAGUAAAAUAGACUAUUCUUUUCAAGUAUGAAUAAAAAUGUACAUUGAAGUAAAA
This is a messenger RNA of Felis catus (domestic cat), 13684 nucleotides long. It is a transcript of the gene NKAIN3, whose product is annotated as sodium/potassium transporting ATPase interacting 3. Bases 1 to 1704 code for a protein of 567 amino acids. Gene Ontology annotation, biological process: regulation of sodium ion transport. NCBI's taxonomy places the organism in Eukaryota, Metazoa, Chordata, Mammalia, Carnivora, Felidae. The transcript is spliced from 9 exons. The record is from RefSeq and is a predicted model, not a curated record.